AUGUCAAUAACUGUUUCGACAUGCCAAUAGAUUUGCCAAUCACCAUUAAACCUUAGUCCUUCAAAGAAUUUAUGGACUUUCUCCAAAUCAGAGAGAUUUGGCAAAUUAGCCAAUCCAACAUUGUAAUAAAUUCUGAUCACAAUUUUAGUUGCUAAUAAGCAUUUUACAAUCUUCCCACAAUGAUAGAAAAAAGAUCAGCAGGAAUUGGCAAAGGCAAUAAGUAUAUAAUAGUAGUAAAUAAAAGGAUUGAUUUCACUAAAGUAGUUGUUCCAAGUCCAUCUCCUUAAUAAUAUGAUUUAGGCAGUGAUGUUUAAAAUAAUCUGAAAAAGAAUAAAGGAUAUAAAUUUGGUGUGAGUAGAGAUAAAAUGGCUAGUACAGGCAUUCUUGGUACCUUAAAUCUCAAGACUCCAGGUUUUAACUCAUCAAUUAAACCUUAUAGCUCCUGGAACUUAUGAUUUAGGAUCAACAUUAAGUGAUAUUAGAUAUACAAUGAGACCUAAACCAUAAAAGAGCUCAUUAAUCUCUAAUGCUAAAGUUCCAGGACCAGGAUAAUACGAAUCAUUACCAGCUAUCCAUGAAAAAGGAAGAUAUCCAAUAUCAAAAUAUAGUAAUUCAUGUGCUACUUUAUUCAAUCCAAAAUCAUCAAAAAGAUUUACCACUGAUUAUUGUAAGAAUUAGUCCCUUUCUUAUGUUAUUAGCUACUAAAGUACCUGGUCCAGGAUAAUAUGGACUUGAUAAGACAGGAAUCUAAUAAGUAUAAUAUUUCAAUAAAUAUACAGGAUGGCAGAUAUUUUGUAUCCAAAUUCCAUGAUUCUAAUGUUAGAAGCUUUCCAAAAGAAGCAAGAAGAACAGGAUCUAAUGAAAAAUGUAAAUAAUUCAUUAUAUUUAGAUUAAACACCUGCUCCUGGAAACUAUAGAUUGCCAUCUGAAUUUGGUUAUUAUGAGGCCAGCAAAAGUGUUGGACACACUGAACCCAAAUGAA
This is a messenger RNA of Paramecium pentaurelia, 982 nucleotides long. Lineage: Eukaryota; Ciliophora; Oligohymenophorea; Peniculida; Parameciidae. The record is from the annotation of a GenBank genome assembly.